Chinchilla lanigera (long-tailed chinchilla) is the source of this 3915-nucleotide messenger RNA. RefSeq names its product acyl-CoA dehydrogenase family, member 10 (gene Acad10). The coding region runs from base 330 to 3509 and encodes 1059 amino acids. The record is from RefSeq and is a predicted model, not a curated record. The transcript is spliced from 21 exons. Gene Ontology annotation, molecular function: flavin adenine dinucleotide binding; oxidoreductase activity, acting on the CH-CH group of donors. Lineage: Eukaryota; Metazoa; Chordata; Mammalia; Rodentia; Chinchillidae.
GGCGGAGAAAAACCAGCGGGUUGUACCCUGGGCUGCUGCGGUGCCCGUCUGCUUGCUGGAGAGGCCUCGUUCUCGCUCCACUUCGGCUGACGGCUCAAGGUGCCCAGCUCCAAGAGAUCUCCAGAUUGUACGAGUAACCUGCCCGGUGCUGGGGCUCUUGCCUCUUGUUAUUUUUGUGACUUCUCGCUCCAGCCCUAGGAGGGGUUGCUUUGUGUCAAGCCCUCUUUGCAGGUUCUAGGUACUCUAAGGCUCUGAAAGGUGAAGUUGUUGCUCGGACGGCUCAUGGAGAUUUGAGUGUAGAAUUUCUGACUCUUAAGCCUCGCCUCACCAUGUACAUAGGGAGGCUUUUCCGGUCCUCAGACCUCCAGUGGGCUUGGAGGGCGGCCUUCCUGAGAUGCAUCCAGAGCAGGCGGCGGGGAGCACACCGAUGGACACAUUCUGGAGGCAGCGCCUACCGAGCGGUGAUCUUCGACAUGGGCGGCGUUCUCAUCCCUUCCCCAGGGAGUGUGGCUGCUGAAUGGGAGGUGCAGAACCAUGUCCCUUCCGGAACUAUAUUGAAGGCCUUGAGCAAAGGUGGUGAAAAUGGACCCUGGAUGAGAUUUAUGAGAGGAGAGAUAACAACAGGAGAUUUCUUACAAGAAUUUGGGAGACUUUCCUCUGAAAUAUCUAAGACUACAGUGCCUGUGGAUUCAUUUUUCUCUCUGCUGACCAGCAAGCAAGUGGCACAGCAGUUCCCAGUGAUGACCGAGGCCAUCUCUCAAAUUCGGGCGAAAGGCUUCCAGACUGCAGUCCUGACAAAUAAUUUUUAUCUUGCCAGUGGGAAAAGCUUUUUGCCCCUGGACCGGAGCCAGUUUGACGUGGUGGUGGAGUCCUGCUUGGAAGGAGUCUGUAAGCCAGACCCUAGGAUAUACCAGCUCUGCUUAGAGCGCCUCGGCCGGCAGCCUUCUGAGUCCAUCUUUCUCGAUGACCUGGGACCAAAUCUAAAAGCAGCUGCCAGCCUUGGUAUUCGCACCAUUAAGGUCAACGACCCAGAGACUGCGGUGAAGGAGUUAGAGUCUCUUCUGGGUUUUCUAUUGCACUCGGGUGUUCCCAACACUCGUCCUGUGAGGAAGACCAUGGAAAUCCCAAAGGAUGCCCUGCAGAAGUACCUCAGAGACUUGCUGGGGACCCAGACCACAGGCCCGUUGGAACUCCUUCAGUUUGAUCACGGCCAGUCAAAUCCCACUUACUACAUCAGGCUGGCCAAUCAUCAGCUGGUCCUGAGGAAGAAACCCCCUGGGACUCUCCUGCCAUCCGCCCAUGCCAUAGAGAGGGAGUUCAGGGUAAUGAAAGCCCUUGCAAGUGCUGGAGUACCUGUCCCUAGGGUUCUUGACCUUUGUGAAGAUUCAAGUGUCAUCGGCACGCCCUUCUAUGUGAUGGAGUACUGCCCAGGCCGCAUCUACAAAGACCCCUCUCUGCCAGGCUUGGAGCCCAGCCAGAGGCGAGCCGUGUACGCUGCCAUGAACCGAGUACUGUGCCAGAUCCACAGCGUGGACUUCCAGGCUGCAGGCCUGGAUGGCUAUGGGAAGCAAGGGGACUAUCUUCCUCGCCAGGUGCAAACCUGGACAAAGCAGUACCGAGCCGCAGAAACCAGCACCAUCCCGGCAAUGGAACGGCUCAUCCAGUGGCUGCCUCUCCAUCUUCCCAGGCAGCAGAGGACCGCAGUGGUGCACGGGGACUUCAGGCUUGACAACCUGCUCUUCCAUCCGGAAAAGGCCGAGGUGCUUGCUGUCCUUGACUGGGAACUUUCUACCUUAGGCGACCCCCUUGCCGACGUGGCCUACAGCUGCCUGGCUCACUACUUGCCAUCCAGUUUCCCCUUGCUGAAAGGUGUCAGUGAUCGCGAUUUGACCCAGCUGGGCAUCCCUACCGCUGAGGAGUGCUUUAGGAUGUACUGCCUUCACAUGGACAUCCCUCCUGUUGAGAACUGGAACUUUUAUAUGGCUUUCUCCUUUUUCCGCAUGGCUGCAAUCCUCCAAGGAGUCUACAAGCGAUCACUCAAAGGGCAGGCAAGCUCAGCAAGCGCUGAGCAAAGCGGAAAGCUGGCCGAAUUCAUAUCUAACCUGGCAUGGGACUUUGCGACUAAAGAAGGAUUCCGCAUUUUCAAAGAGAUGCCAGCUGCCAAACCACUGACAAGGUCCUGCCACACUCGGGCUGGUCCACAGUCGCUGCUGAGCCCCACAGGCACAAGAAGCUACAGCUCUGUCUCGGGAGCUCCCCCAGCUCACACCUCGAAGGGAGCGCUGGUCUUCUCGGUAGAGGGCCUCUCCCCACAGGUCAGAGAGCUGUACGACCGGCUGCAGCGGUUUAUGGGGCAGCACGUGUACCCCCUGGAGCCAGAGCUGCAGAGACACCAGGCCUCGGUGGACAAGUGGACCCCGUCCCCGCUGAUAGAAGACCUCAAGGAGAAAGCCAAGGCCGAAGGCCUUUGGAACCUUUUCCUACCCUUGGAGACUGACCCCGAGAGGAAGUACGGAGCAGGACUGACCAACGUGGAGUAUGCGCACCUGUGUGAGGUCAUGGGCAUGUCGCUGUACGCUCCUGAGAUAUUCAACUGCUCGGCCCCCGACACGGGGAACAUGGAGGUCCUGGUGCGAUACGGCACCGAGGAGCAGAAGGCCCGCUGGCUGGCCCCGCUGCUAGAAGGCAAGGCCCGCUCCUGUUUCGCCAUGACGGAGCCCCAGGUCGCCUCAUCAGAUGCCGCCAACAUCGAGGCUUCCAUCAGAGAGGAGGAAGGUUUCUAUGUCAUAAACGGUCACAAGUGGUGGACCUCAGGCGUCAUGGAUCCGCGCUGCCAGCUCUGCAUAUUUAUGGGGAAAACAGACCCACAGGCGCCAAGACACCAGCAGCAGUCCAUGCUCUUGGUUCCCAUGGAUACCCCAGGGAUAAAAAUCCUCAGGCCUCUGUCUGUGUAUGGGCUGGAGGAUGCGCCAGGCGGCCACGGUGAGAUCCGAUUUGAGAACGUGCGUGUGCCCAAGGAGAACAUGAUUUUGGGUCCUGGCCGAGGCUUUGAGAUUGCCCAGGGCAGGCUGGGGCCCGGCCGGAUCCAUCACUGCAUGAGGCUCAUUGGGUUCUCAGAGCGGGCCCUGGCGCUCAUGAAGGCCCGCGUGAAGUCCCGCGUGGCCUUCGGGAAGCCCCUGGUGGAGCAGGGCACGAUCCUGGCCGACAUAGCGCGGUCACGCGUGGAGAUCGAGCAGGCACGGCUGCUGGUGCUGAAGGCUGCUCACUUCAUGGACGUGGCAGGAAAUAAGGCUGCAGCUUUAGAUAUCGCCAUGGUUAAAAUGGUAGCCCCGUCCAUGGCCUCCCGGGUGAUUGAUCGUGCUAUUCAGGCUUUUGGAGCAGCAGGCUUGAGCAGCGACUACCCCUUGGCACAGUUCUUUGCCUGGGCCCGAGCGCUGCGCUUUGCCGACGGCCCUGACGAGGUGCACCGGGUCACCGUGGCCAAGAUGGAGCUGAAGCGUCCGACUUAGGCCUGUGGACCGCAGGAGCCCAUGUCCCUGUGGCCGGCCACACCCCAGCUUGGUAAACGAUGUGCUUGGAAAGGCCAGCUAUGUGUGAUUCCUGCCACCCGCCCGGCUUCUCCAUCUUGGCACAGCGGGCAUCCCGCAGGAGGCGUCCCGGAGAAGCCCUGAGGACGGGGUCAGCUGAGAGCUGCGGGGAAGCUGGGCCUCAGUCUCAUGGGCCCAGCCGAACGACCGGCCUCCAGCUUCCUCGUUAGACUGCCGACCACCCAGAAUACUAAUGAUAAUGAUAUUCUGGAAGGGGACUUGGGGGACACAAAAGAAUAAGAAAACAACCCUCAGGGCCUUGCCAACUACUGCGUCGUAUGAAAAGAACGGGGAAUAAAGCGCCCGCUCAGAUCCUGGGGCUCCGUCA